Messenger RNA from Papilio xuthus (Asian swallowtail), 1386 nucleotides. RefSeq names its product protein TONNEAU 1b. The transcript is spliced from 2 exons. The record is from RefSeq and is a predicted model, not a curated record. NCBI's taxonomy places the organism in Eukaryota, Metazoa, Arthropoda, Insecta, Lepidoptera, Papilionidae. Bases 152 to 1309 code for a protein of 385 amino acids.
UGACAUUGUGUACAUAUUUGAUUACAAUUGUGUUAAAGUGUUGUAUUAUUGUUAUUUUUGAUUGUCAAGUGUAAAGACGCUCUACAAACUAUGUUUGUGAAAGCAUUUAAUUAAAUUCAAUAAAAAGUGUCGUGAAAUAACAAUAUUAACUAUGGCUCAAUCUGAAGACACAGAACUACGUGACUUAGUGGUCGAAGCGUUAGAGAAGAACGGAUCACUUGCCAAAAUACGCGCUUUACUGAGAGCAAACAUUUUCCUAGUUUUUGAAGAUGAAUGUGAAAACAUUAAACAAAACGUUAGUUUGGACAGUAUAUUGAAGUUACCCGAAGGUAUCUUCUGUCUUUCCUUAAUUCAUGAAUUUCUUGAAUAUUGUAAUCUGAAAAACACGUUGUUUGUUUAUAUGUCAGAAUCACGUCAAGGAAAAGAGUAUAGUUACGAGGGAACUAAAUUGUUGCUGGAAAAAUUGAAACUAAAACGUAACAAUAAUAAAGAACCUGUUUUAGUUACUCUAAUUAAAAAUGUUUUCCAACAACAGACAAAAACUUUUGGGCAUAAUGAGAGGCAUGUUAAGAGAAACGAAAACACUUUAAAAGAUGAACAAAAUAACACAUAUAUUGUACAUGAAGAUUCUACUACAAGUUUGAGCAAUUCCACCUCAGAUAAUUCUUCUGACGAAAAAAAUAAGCUGCAUUUACGAUUACAGCUCGAUAAUUCAGAUACUGAUACUUCAAGUGACUCCACAAGAGGAAAAACAAGUUCAGAAUAUAUUCCAAGAGUACCUUGCCCUGAAGAGAAGACAGAUGUGGAUACUGCAAAACAUUCUACACAACAACCAGAUAUUCAAACACCUUCUAAAACAAAUCUUAGUAAUUAUAACAAUAAUAAAAAUGAAACAACAAAAUCGGAAAGUUCAGGGAAAGAUUUAACCGAAUAUAGCUUAGACUUUACAUCGCCAGCUUCUGUCAAAAAGGAAUCCGUAAGUAAUGAUAAGUCAUCCGAGUCAAUACAUAAUCAAUCACUUGAUUACAGCCCAAAGAUACAAGAGGACUUUGAUCAAAAGUCCAUAACAACACCAGAUUCUAUUUCCACAUCGGAUGUGGCUGAUAUCUUAAGUGACAAAAGUAAUUCUUCUCAUCACAAAAACAUUGAUAAAAAUUCAACAUACAGUAAUAAAUCUAAAUCAAUAUCAAAUUAUUCAAAGAAAAGUUUUCAUGAUAGUAUUAAAUUGCUCGAUGAUGAUUUUGGUGAUUUUUCCGAGUCCCCAAUUCCAUCUCUGUCUAAUCUCAGUCUGGACAUUCAUAGUGAUUAGCCAGAAAAUAAUUAUCAGUUUAUUUUUAAUUAUCUUAUGGUAUUACGGUUUUAUUUUGUAUUGUUUGAUGGAAUUAG